Prosopis cineraria is the source of this 1364-nucleotide messenger RNA. RefSeq lists its product as uncharacterized. The record is from RefSeq and is a predicted model, not a curated record. Lineage: Eukaryota; Viridiplantae; Streptophyta; Magnoliopsida; Fabales; Fabaceae. Bases 97 to 1131 code for a protein of 344 amino acids. The transcript is spliced from 8 exons.
AAGUUAUCAGAUGUGAAAAGUUUGGGUAUUUCUGUAACCGUCCAAGAGUGAUGAGGAAGUACGACUCUCUCUGUUGGAGCCCAAUUAAUCCUUUUCAUGGCAGCCAUUGUCCAUUUCACUACCAUCCAUUUCCCAAAGCUCCUCUUCUUCAAUCCUGUUGGAUUCUUCAGUUCCAAGUCUCAAAGAUUGUUCUCAGUUUCACACCCAAGCACUUCCAAUUUGGGAAUCAGGCUCAGGUCAACGCCUUCAUCUUCUUCAUCUUUCAUGGCCACUCAAUUUCAGGUUUCCGAAGGUGCACCCGGUGAAGAAUUGGAGCAUUCCACUUCUCGCACAAUCGGAGAACAUGAUCUUCUCAUUGUGGGUCCCGGGGUUCUUGGUCGUUUGGUAGCUGAGAAAUGGCGGGAGGGACAUCCAGGCUGUCAAAUUUUUGGACAAACAGUGACCACUAAUCAUCACGACGAGUUGAUUAAAUUGGGCAUUAAUCCGUCUUUGAAGUGGACGGAGGCCACGCACAAAUUUCCUUAUGUCAUUUUCUGUGCUCCACCUUACCAGUCCUCAGACUACCCUGGUGAUCUCAAGCAAGCUGCAUUAAGCUGGAAUGGUGAAGGUUCUUUCCUGUUUACAUCAAGUUCUGCUCCAUACAAUUGUUAUGAUAAUGGAGAAUGCAACGAGGAUACUCCAGUUGUGCCAAUUGGUAGAAGCCCUAGGACUGAUGUCCUUCUAAAAGCUGAAAACGUGGUAUUGGAGUUUGGCGGUUCUGUUCUGAGACUUUCAGCACUUUAUAAAGAUGACAGAGGUGCACAUGCUUAUUGGUUAGAGAAGGGGAUUGUUGAUGCCCGUCCUGAUCACAUCCUGAAUUUUAUUCACUAUGAGGAUGCAGCUUCCCUCUCAAUUGCAAUCUUGAAGAAGAAAUUCAAAGGAAGAAUUUUCUUGGGUUGCGAUAAUCAUCCUUUGUCCAGGCAAGAAGUGAUGGAUCUGGUCAAUCAAAGUGGAAAAUUUGGAAAAAAGUUUGAGAAAUUUACUAGCUCCGAUGGCCCCCUUGGUAAGAGAUUGAACAACUCCAAAACACGCCAAGAAAUAGGCUGGGAGCCAAAGUACUCCAGUUUUGCUUAUUUUCUUGAGACCCUAUGAUCAACUCCUAAGCAUAUCGUUGAUGCUGAAAUCAAGACUAAUCUCGGCUAUGGCUUUCCAUGGAUGUGGUUUGUAUGUAUGCACAAAUUGCUUGUUCUUUCGACAUUUUCUCCAUACUUGUACUGUACAGAAAGGAUCAUCAUUCAUCAUUGGUUGACCUAUAAACGGGAAAUGACUAUCUGUAUGUCAUUCUUAUUAUUCCUAUACCAGUAAUACACGAUCAGUUUUGUACC